AUGGCUUCCACCGCCUUAACUCCGGCCAUUUCAGUCCUUAAGUCAACCGGCGGAGUCGCCACUCGCGCACGCGCCACCGCUUCCCUUUUACCCAUUUCCUCUAAAUCAAUCUCCGUGCGUCCUCUCGGCUUCUCCGCCGUUCUCGGCUCUCGUUUCUCUCUCCACGUCGCUUCCAAAGUUGGAUCGGUGAGAGGGAAAGGAAGCAGGGGAGUGAUUUCCAUGGCGAAGAAGAGCGUCGGAGAUUUGACAUCAGCUGAUUUGAAAGGGAAGAAGGUUUUCGUCAGAGCUGAUCUCAAUGUACCUCUCGAUGAUAACCAGAAUAUCACCGACGAUACUAGAAUCCGUGCCGCGAUUCCGACCAUCAAGUAUUUGAUCGACAAUGGUGCUAAAGUCAUCCUCUCUACUCAUCUGGGUAGGCCAAAAGGAGUCACACCAAAGUUCAGUUUAGCUCCUCUUGUUCCUAGGUUGUCUGUGCUUCUUGGUAUUGAGGUCACUAAAGCUGAUGACUGUAUCGGUCCGCAAGUGGAGAGCUUGGUGGCUUCUCUUCCUGAAGGUGGAGUUUUGCUUCUUGAGAACGUCAGGUUUUACAAGGAAGAAGAGAAGAACGAUCCUGAGUUUGCUAAGAAGCUUGCUUCACUAGCUGACCUCUAUGUCAAUGACGCUUUUGGAACUGCUCACAGAGCUCAUGCUUCUACCGAGGGAGUCACAAAGUUCUUGAAGCCUUCAGUUGCUGGUUUCCUUCUGCAAAAGGAGCUGGAUUACCUUGUGGGUGCUGUUUCAAACCCAAAGAGACCAUUUGCAGCCAUAGUGGGUGGUUCUAAGGUCUCAUCAAAGAUUGGUGUUAUUGAAUCGCUUCUUGAGAAGUGUGAUAUCCUUCUUCUUGGUGGUGGAAUGAUCUUUACGUUCUACAAGGCUCAAGGUCUUUCUGUUGGCUCGUCCCUUGUUGAAGAAGACAAACUUGAAUUGGCUACAGAACUCCUUGCCAAAGCUAAGGCUAAAGGAGUCUCUCUUUUGUUGCCAACCGAUGUUGUGGUUGCUGACAAGUUCGCUCCUGAUGCCAACAGCAAGAUUGUGCCUGCUUCAGGCAUUGAGGACGGGUGGAUGGGAUUGGAUAUCGGUCCAGACUCUAUAAAAACUUUCAAUGAAGCUUUGGACACAACACAGACCGUCAUUUGGAAUGGACCUAUGGGAGUUUUCGAGAUUGAGAAGUUUGCAGCUGGAACAGAGGCGGUUGCGAAUAAACUAGCAGAGCUAAGUGAAAAAGGAGUGACAACGAUAAUAGGAGGAGGAGACUCAGUGGCUGCAGUGGAGAAAGUAGGAGUUGCAGGAGUCAUGAGUCACAUCUCCACCGGUGGUGGAGCGAGCUUGGAACUUUUGGAAGGCAAAGUGCUUCCCGGUGUGAUUGCCCUUGAUGAAGCCAUCCCAGUCACUGUUUAA
Molecule: messenger RNA, 1437 nt
Organism: Arabis nemorensis
Lineage: Eukaryota; Viridiplantae; Streptophyta; Magnoliopsida; Brassicales; Brassicaceae
Source: the annotation of a GenBank genome assembly